Penicillium expansum is the source of this 357-nucleotide messenger RNA. RefSeq lists its product as uncharacterized. Bases 1 to 357 code for a protein of 118 amino acids. The transcript is spliced from 3 exons. Lineage: Eukaryota; Fungi; Ascomycota; Eurotiomycetes; Eurotiales; Aspergillaceae. The record is from RefSeq and is a predicted model, not a curated record.
AUGACCAGUCCGUCAAGUACGAUUCUUAUUGAAGAUGACGAACUACCCCUGAGCUGGCGGCCAACCGAUUCACAAGUCCAAAGAAGAUCUCCACGUACAUCUCUUGAGGUCCUGAUCGAACCAAACGACGCUGCGAGUGGUAGCAUAGAAUCAUCACGCAAACGCAAAAGGACCAAAGGAACACAUCGUGACACUCUGGAUACCUGUUUCAAGAAGCUGCGUAAGACGCUUGACGAAGAAGUUGGAUAUCGCGAUCAAGAACUCGAGAGGCUGCAAAAGCAAGUUCAGGAGAUUGAAAGCAAGCUUCUCCUACAGGAAGAGCGGCAUGAAGAGGAACUUCAGAGCAGAGCAGCAUAA